Daphnia pulicaria is the source of this 1628-nucleotide messenger RNA. Its product is annotated as WD40 repeat-containing protein HOS15-like. The transcript has 8 exons. The record is from RefSeq and is a predicted model, not a curated record. Gene Ontology annotation, cellular component: histone deacetylase complex. The coding region runs from base 175 to 1488 and encodes 437 amino acids. Gene Ontology annotation, biological process: regulation of transcription by RNA polymerase II. Gene Ontology annotation, molecular function: protein binding; transcription corepressor activity. NCBI's taxonomy places the organism in Eukaryota, Metazoa, Arthropoda, Branchiopoda, Diplostraca, Daphniidae.
GGAGCUUGCGCAAAUACGACGUGUUCCAAACGGAGCAAAAUAAUUGAGUUAAAAUUGUUACAUUGUCGCAGCACUCAAUUCAAAUUGUGCAGUUACGACGUCGAUUUAAUUACAGUUAAUAAUUUGUGUACGUAGUUUCGUUCACCACGAGAAAGAGAUAAAUUUGCCAACGAGAUGGCCAAGGUUACAAAUUUACUGGACAAAGAUGUAUUCAGAUAUGUUGAGAUUUCGCUAACAAACGGACCAGUUGUGAGAAGUUCAAAUUUCCACCCAAUCGAGCCCGUUGUAGCCUGUGGGUUUAUUGGAGAAAUCGCACUGCUCAAGGGGUCAAGUCAUUCCACCAUUUCAACUUGGAAAAGCGAACAUCGAUUUCAUUGUGAAAGUCCGGCGCUGUUUUUAAAAUGGAAUACGAGCGGGACAAAACUAGCAGCUGCAUCCUCUGACGGCACUGUCGUUAUUUGGAAUUAUCCAAGUGGCGUGAAACGACUUUUAUUUCAAGGCCGUCCAAAUCACCCAAUUAUCGUUUGGAACCCAUUCAACUGUAAUGUAUUUGCCAGUUUCUACAAAUCGGCUGACUACAAAAUGGUUUUGAUUUGCGAUACAUCCGACGACUCUACUGACUCCUAUGAGCUCGUAUCGAAUCAAAAUGUUUCGUGUGUUGAAUGGAUUUCACGCAACCAACUCAUUUGCGGCUAUGAUAGGGGAACGGCGGAAAUUCACGAAAUAAAACUAAGCGAUAAGUCAACCAGCAAAUUGAUCAAGAAACUUGUUGUGAGUGCACGAGUCUCGCACUCGUCAGACCCAUACAGUUUGUCAGAAGGAGGUAUGGGUUAUAAGGUUUCGAAUGUCGUCUGGAACGAAGAAUUAAAACUGUUGGCCACCAGUUCAGAAGACAGUUGGAUCAAGAUUUGGUCAUUGGAAAAAGAGGAUCCCAUACGUAUGAUAGAAUCCAGUUCUUCUUGUUGCGAAUUGAUUUGGAGUCCAACGGAGCUCCCAUCCAGCGGAAUCGGGAGCGUGGAAAAACCAUUUUUAGUUGGUGGGUUAGAGAACGGAUCUAUUUUAGUUUGGUCGCCAACGGAAAAGGAAAUACAACCAAGUUUGUUUUUCGAUGGACAUUCCCAAGAACUGUGUCAUAUCGCAUUUUCGCCUAACGGACGCUAUCUCGCAUCGACCGACUAUGAAGGACAAUUGGUUAUCUGGUCCACCGAGAAUUGGGAGAUGAUAUACACUUUGUCACCGUCAGGGUUUCACCACCGGUGCACUAUGUCUUGGGACUCGGCCAGUUGCAAGUUGGCCAUUUCAGAGGGAUCUGGUCAGAAAGAGUUAAGAAUUAUUGAAUACGUCACUGCUGAAAACCACUGUGCUACCUGUAAGAAUAUCUCACCAAAUCUGAAGCUGUGCACACGCUGCAGAACAGUCUCAUAUUGUGGCAAGGAAUGCCAACGUUCGGACUGGUCAAAUCAUAAAACUGUUUGCCACAAAAAGUAAUUUCUUUCCACCUUUAUAUGAGUUCAAAAUCGAAUUGUCUAAGUACUCCUCUGGCCUUUUAAAAAUCUCGUGGAAUUGAGAGAAAACCCUCUAAGUGUUCUAAUCUAGAAAAAGGCAUCAUCUUCUUAAUACAGACAAAU